UCUUCUUCUUUUCCUCCUCCUCUCUCUGCAGACUAUGGAUCAGAAGGUCGGGUUGUUCGUUCUUCUGGCAGCAGGCCUCCUCUGCCUCAGUUUAACCCCCGUCUCUCAGGCCGAGGACCUGGUCGAGGACGGUCUGGGUGACGACGUGGACGUGGAGGACGAGCUGGAUCUGGGUUUGGCCGGAGCCGAGGAGGAGGAGCUGGAGGAUCUGGAGGGGGACGCGCAGGAUGAGGCUCCACCUGCUCCUAAAACUCCUCCCACCCCGAAGGUGACCUACAAGGCUCCAGAGCCGAUGGGGGAACAUUUCAUCGCUGAGUCUUUUGAUCGGGGGACACUGGACGGCUGGGUGAUGUCCAGCGCCAAGAAAGAGGACGCUGAUGAAGACAUCGCGAAGUAUGACGGUAAAUGGGCGGUGGAGGAGAUGAAGGACAGCAAGCUCCCCGGUGAUAAAGGUCUCGUCCUGAAGUCUCGCGCCAAACAUCACGCCAUCUCAGCCCAGCUGCUGCGACCUUUCACCUUCGACACUAAGCCCCUCAUCGUCCAGUACGAGGUGAACUUCCAGUUGGGUAUCGACUGCGGCGGCGCCUACGUCAAACUGCUGAGUCAGACUCCCGACCUCGACCUGGACCAGUUUGUGGAUAAAACUCCGUACACCAUCAUGUUUGGACCCGACAAGUGUGGAGAAGAUUACAAACUGCACUUCAUCUUUAGACACAAAAACCCCAAAACGGGAGAGUACGAAGAGAAACACGCCAAGAAGCCCGACGCCGACCUGAGGACGUACUACACCGACAAGAAAACUCACCUGUACACACUGGUGGUGAACCCUGACAACACCUUCGAGGUGCUGGUGGAUCAGACCGUGGUGAACAGCGGCAGCCUGCUGACAGACAUGACCCCCCCUGUGAACCCCACCGCCGAGAUCGAGGACCCCGACGACCAGAAGCCCGAUGACUGGGACGAGAGGCCCAAGAUCCAGGACCCCGCCGCCUCCAAGCCCGAAGACUGGGACGAGGACGCUCCAGCUCAGAUUCCAGAUGAGGACGCAUUGAAACCAGACGGCUGGCUGGACGACGAGCCGGAGUACAUCGGAGACCCCGACGCCGUCAAACCUGAAGACUGGGACGAGGACAUGGACGGCGAAUGGGAGGCUCCUCAGGUCCCGAACCCCGCCUGUGAGACCGCCCCCGGCUGCGGCGCCUGGAAGCGACCAAUGAUUGACAACCCCAACUACAAGGGCAAGUGGAAGCCCCCCAUGAUCGACAACCCUAACUACCAGGGAGUCUGGAAGCCGAGGAAGAUCCCCAACCCGGCGUUCUUCGAGGACCUGCAGCCCUUCAAGAUGACUCCGUUCAGCGCCUUGGGGCUCGAGCUCUGGUCCAUGACCUCCGACAUCUUCUUCGACAACUUCUUCAUCACCGACGAUCGCAACACCGCCGAGCGCUGGGCCAACGAUGGCUGGGGGCUGAAGAAGGCUGCAGAGGGCGCCGCUGAGCCCGGUCUGGCAACACAGAUGCUGAACGCUGCAGAGGAGCGCCCGUGGCUCUGGGUCGUCUACGUCCUCACUGUGGCUCUACCGCUCGUCCUCAUCAUCGUCUUCUGCUGCACCGGAAAG
This is a messenger RNA of Morone saxatilis (striped sea-bass), 1615 nucleotides long. It is a transcript of the gene canx, whose product is annotated as calnexin. Gene Ontology annotation, biological process: protein folding. Gene Ontology annotation, cellular component: endoplasmic reticulum membrane; endoplasmic reticulum. Gene Ontology annotation, molecular function: calcium ion binding. NCBI's taxonomy places the organism in Eukaryota, Metazoa, Chordata, Actinopteri, Moronidae. The record is from RefSeq and is a predicted model, not a curated record.